UCUGAAACUGUGGCUAUCAGGGUUGGUUUUCUGUAGUAACAAAUAACAACCAUACUGGUAGUGCAAGAAUUUAUAGAAAAAUCGGAGCUCUAGUGAGAGCGGGUGUUCCUGCUUUUCUUCUGGCAAAAUCUCUGCGAGCUUAUAGUUUAACACAUUCUAAAAUAGGUACGGUUAAUUGCUGGUCCCUUGCCUAUACCAUUGCCAAGGAAUUAUAAUGGCUUAAUGCAAUUUGAAAAUGCAACACAUGGUCCUAUAGUUCUAGGAUGUGCUAUACCUAUGAUACCAGAACGACCUACUGUUACCACGCCAGAACUUUUGGAAUUAGUUACAACAGGUCCUGGUGUACCACGAGUUAAACGAGUACGAUUAGGUUUUCCGUCUGAAUCAAGACUACUUGGAUCUCCUAAAAUGCAACGGUUACUUUCAGCUUGCAGGCGUGCCUUGGAUCAACGAGCAACUGAACCUCGUAUAGUGCCACUAAAACUAGUAAACAGUGAUAAUCAUCUGAAAGAAUUGCAUCUUAAAGAAAUAAAAUCUCAACUAGAAGCUAAACCACUUUUGCAAAGCUUGAAAGACAGUUUAGAACACAUGAAGAAAACAACAAUUUGUGAUCGCUCUUACUCAAAAAGUAGUGGAAAUUCCAGUAAUCCAAGCUUUCUUGGACAGUUAUCAAAAAUUACUCAUAGUAAUAAAAGUAGGAAUCCAGCUAAGAAAUCAGCAUCUUUUACUUUUGCCGUUCGACCUGAAAUUGGUAUGAAGGUGUCAGAUCCAUACGGUAGUCUUGAAUCUGAUACAAAUGCAUUAACUUCAAAUUUUUAUAAUGACAAUGCACAGAGACAGCUUGUAUAUAGGUCAAUAUCAACUAGUGCCCUUGAGAUCCAAAAAAAAAACUGGUUCAAAUUUUCCUUACUCAAAAGUACGAGAUAGUCUAACUCAAAUUCCAUCUGCUUCACCUCUCAAAGUAGAAGAUAUUUACACAGAAAUCUGUGAUCCAUCAAAUAUUGGCUCCAAGGAAAAUUUCUGUCGAUCAUCAAAAGUAAAUUCAUAAUUGAGUAAAAUAUGUACCAAUAGAAAAGAUCGGGGGUACAUGAAAUUGGCUACUCAUUCAGAAGUAUCAAAUGUAUCAAGCACGACGAUAGAAGAAGAAAAUAUUUACAACACAGUCAGUUAAGCAUGAUAAAUAGAUGAUUAUUUAUCUUCAAAUGCAUUUGGUAAUAAAAGCAGCGAAAUUUACUUGUGGGUUAAGUUAAAAAUGUUAUUAUGAUGAGUAUCAAAAAAAAAGAACUAUCUAUUAAUUUAAUUAAAUGCUUCAUAAGGCUUUAGAUUUAACUUACAUUUGAGAUUUUAUUAUUA
Messenger RNA from Cotesia glomerata, 1353 nucleotides. RefSeq lists its product as uncharacterized. Bases 223 to 927 code for a protein of 234 amino acids. The transcript has 4 exons. Lineage: Eukaryota; Metazoa; Arthropoda; Insecta; Hymenoptera; Braconidae. The record is from RefSeq and is a predicted model, not a curated record.